UCGCGACAAACUCGCGGGAAUAGCAGUCUUUCGCGAGCCACUGCCCUAAACGAAAAGGAAAGUAGAUUCCUCCUCCUUCAGCUCAGUGUUUGCCAACCAGCGGUGUGUUGUGGUCAGUGCGCCGGACGUACGUAAACGAGCAUAUUUUUACGCUGCAGUAUCGAGAAGCAACUUUGUGAUAUAAUAAUAUCAGCAGCGAGAAUUUGACUCUUAAUAUCGUCAUUGGAACAUUUUCCACCAUCGUAAUGGCUCUUCGUACAUUGUUUGCGAGUAGAAUUUCGCAACUUAAACCUAUCGCAAGUGGGCAUGCGAUUUUAGCACGUUCUUCUCGGGCGGCGUCAACUGAUAAAGGUCCCACCUUUAACUGGGAAGAUCCGCUAGAUCUCGAGUCGCAGCUGAAGGAAGAUGAAAUCGCGAUCCGUGACUCGUUUCGGGCGUACUGCGAAGAUAAACUGCUGUCGCGCGUGAUCGAGGCCAACCGGAAUGAGGUUUUUCAUCGCGAAAUAAUGAACGAGUUAGGCUCGUUUGGCGUCCUAGGCUGCACGAUUAAGGGAUACGGUUGUGCCGGUGUAAGCAACGUUGCGUAUGGUCUUCUAACGCGUGAGGUGGAGCGAAUCGAUUCUGGUUACCGAUCGGCGUUCAGUGUCCAGAGCUCGUUGUGUAUGGGCGCGAUCUAUGAUUAUGGAAGUGACGCGCAGAAGGAAAAAUACCUACCCCGGUUAGCACGCGGCGAACUGAUCGGUUGUUUUGGGCUGACGGAACCGAAUCACGGCAGCGAUCCGUCUUCGAUGGAGACAAAAGCUAUCCACGAUCCGAAGACGAAAACGUACGUCUUGAGUGGUAGCAAAACAUGGAUCACCAACUCACCCAUUGCGGACGUGUGCAUCAUCUGGGGCAAAACGGAAGAUGGAAAGGUGCGGGGUUUCAUCGUCGAUCGAUCGGAGAGUGCCGAGGGGCUGGCAACACCGCGAAUCGAGGGAAAGUUCUCGCUCCGUGCCUCGGCAACCGGAAUGAUUCUGAUGGACGAAGUGCGCAUCCCGGAAGACAACCUGCUACCGAACGUGGUCGGUAUGAGGGGUCCGUUCGGGUGUCUGAAUAAUGCCCGGUAUGGCAUUGCCUGGGGAGCGCUGGGUGCAGCUGAAUCAUGCCUUCAGGUAGCACGAGGCUAUACACUGGAUAGGAAGCAGUUCAAAAAACCACUAGCUGCAAAUCAAUUGAUGCAGAAAAAGAUGGCCGAUAUGCUGACGGAAAUAAGUCUAGGAUUAACCGCUUGUCUGCACGUGGGACGCCUGAAGGAUCAGAAACGACAUACGCCCGAAAUGAUUUCAAUGCUCAAGCGUAAUAACGCUGGAAAAGCGUUGGAAAUUGCUCGUGUAGCCCGCGAUAUGCUGGGCGGAAAUGGAAUUGCUGACGAGUACCACAUCAUCCGCCACGUGAUGAACCUAGAAGCGGUCAACACCUACGAGGGAACGCACGAUAUUCAUGCUCUGAUUCUAGGACGUGCAAUUACUGGAUUACAAGCAUUUGCUUAGCUCCGCAUGGUGGUUGUCUGUGAAGAAAUAUUAUUUUGUAAAUAAAAAGAUUUUAUUACUUAUUCAA
Molecule: messenger RNA, 1599 nt
Organism: Anopheles coustani
Lineage: Eukaryota; Metazoa; Arthropoda; Insecta; Diptera; Culicidae
Product: glutaryl-CoA dehydrogenase, mitochondrial
Exons: 5
Coding region: 246-1532 (428 amino acids)
Biological process (GO): fatty-acyl-CoA biosynthetic process; fatty acid beta-oxidation using acyl-CoA dehydrogenase
Cellular component (GO): mitochondrial inner membrane
Molecular function (GO): flavin adenine dinucleotide binding; glutaryl-CoA dehydrogenase activity; fatty-acyl-CoA binding
Source: RefSeq, a predicted model, not a curated record